GGAGGACGAUGUUAUCUCUGAACUUCUGACUACAAACCUUGAUCGUCAACCUUCCUUCUGGACAUCGACACCCUUCACCAUCGAUACUCCACUAUUACCCACCCAAUGCUCGCCCGUCGAGCUUCAUUGGGCAGGCGGAACACCUCCAUAUAACAUCACUGUCGCCACUACCUUCGAAAAGAUCCUUGCAAACUACUCCACCACCAACACCUCCACCACUGGGAUCGCGAACGUCACUGCUGGCGCCGCGGUAGCUGUGUUCGGGACGGAUGCGGGUGGAGCAUUUGGGAACUCGGGCCUGUUCGUCAUGGGUCAAGGAAUGAGCGACAGUUGCCUGCAGCACAAGAAAGCGCUGAGCUCAGGCGCCAUCGCAGAUAUCGUCGUUGCGGGUGCGGUCGUAUGCGUUGUUGCGCUUGCCCUCGUCUGGGCUCGGAGAAGGAAGCGCCGUGGAGACUGGCUCAGGCGAGAUAGAGUGGACCUCAAUGGGUCAUCUCUCGCUCCCGCAUAUCUGCAGCUCUCCAGUAAAGCGAUGUUGCGCGAGCGCGAGCUUCGUGCCGAGGGCGCCGAAGCAGCUGUCGAAUCGUCGGGCUCGAGCGUCGCAGAAGGGUCGAUAUUCGCGGAAGUUGGAGACUACACACCUUGUGCUGACGCGGACGUCGUGGCGAUCGUGAACCGCCAAACCUUUCCCUCCGCACGCCCGCCGCCGAUCAGGUCCAAACAAGAUGACUCGGAUUCCGCAGCUACUACGCAGGAGAGCUACAGUUCGCGCUUUGCACUCGCUCACAGCGACGCUCAACAUCGCCGAGACGAGGAUUGCGUCCCGGCACAUGCGCUCGAUGGAGGUGUUCGCCUCGCUGGCGGACCCAUUGACGGGCUCGACGACGCCGACGCGACGGGCACGCUUCCUCCUCCAUACAGGCGGUACUGA
Trametes versicolor FP-101664 SS1 is the source of this 928-nucleotide messenger RNA. RefSeq lists its product as uncharacterized. The record is from RefSeq and is a predicted model, not a curated record. NCBI's taxonomy places the organism in Eukaryota, Fungi, Basidiomycota, Agaricomycetes, Polyporales, Polyporaceae. Bases 308 to 928 code for a protein of 206 amino acids. The transcript has 3 exons.